AGAAAAAAACCAAAAAAUCGCCAACACCGUCUCCCCGGAACGACGGAGAGAUCCCGCCGUUUCUUGGCCGUAAAAGAUUUGAAACUGAUGCUCAUAGAAAGGAAAGAAAAAAAACACCAUAUAAUCAGAUUCCGCUUAAGAAAAAAUGGCUGGAGGAGGAGGUGGUAGCACUUCUGGAGAAGGCCCUAGAGAGCUGGAUCAGACACCGACGUGGGCUGUCUCUACUGUUUGUGGCGUUAUCAUCUUAAUCUCUAUCGUUCUAGAGCUCAUGAUUCACAAAAUCGGAGAGUUGUUCACGAAAAGAAGGAAGAAGGCUUUGUACGAAGCUCUUCAAAAAAUCAAGAACGAGCUUAUGGUUUUGGGAUUCAUUUCUCUGUUACUAACGUUUGGACAAAACUACAUAGCAAGCUUGUGUGUGGCUUCGAGAUACGGCAAUGCGAUGUCCUUUUGUGGUCCGUACGAUGGUCCAAGUGGUGACUAUAAGAAGCCAAAGACUACCGACCACUUACAACGCCGUGUUUUGGCCGAUGCUGCUCCAGCUCAGUGCAAGAAGGGCUAUGUGCCGCUUAUAUCACUCAACGCGUUGCAUCAAGUGCAUAUAUUCAUCUUCUUCUUGGCUGUGUUUCAUGUCAUUUAUAGUGCUAUUACCAUGAUGCUUGGAAGAGCAAAGAUUCGUGGAUGGAAAGUUUGGGAGGAAGAAGUCGUAAAUGAUCAUGAAAUGAUGAAUGACCCUUCAAGAUUUAGACUCACACAUGAGACAUCAUUUGUUAGAGAGCAUGUCAAUCCUUGGGCCAAAAACAGAUUCUCCUUCUACGUUAUGUGUUUCUUUCGUCAGAUGCUUAGAUCAGUCAGAAAAUCUGAUUAUUUGACGAUGCGCCAUGGUUUCAUAAGUGUCCAUUUGGCACCUGGGAUGAAGUUUAAUUUCCAAAAAUAUAUUAAAAGGUCAUUGGAAGACGACUUCAAGGUAGUCGUGGGAAUAAGUCCCGAGCUAUGGGCCUUUGUGAUGCUCUUUCUACUCUUUGAUGUUCACGGGUGGUAUGUUACUGCUGUGAUCACCAUGAUUCCUCCCGUUUUGACAUUAGCGAUAGGAACCAAGCUUCAGGCCAUCAUAUCAGACAUGGCGUUGGAGAUUCAGGAGAGACACGCAGUGAUUCAAGGGAUGCCACUUGUCAAUGUCUCUGACCGGCAUUUCUGGUUAAGUCGUCCUGCCUUAGUCCUCCAUAUCAUCCACUUCAUUCUCUUCCAGAAUGCCUUUGAGAUUACCUACUUCUUCUGGAUAUGGUAUGAGUUCGGGUUACGGUCCUGUUUUCAUCACCAUUUCGCGCUCAUAAUCAUACGGGUUGCUCUCGGAGUGGGAGUACAAUUUUUAUGCAGUUACAUUACACUUCCUCUUUACGCUCUCGUUACUCAGAUGGGAUCAACGAUGAAGCGAUCGGUGUUUGAUGAGCAAACGUCAAAGGCGUUAAAGAAUUGGCAUAAGAAUGCAAAGAAAAAGAGUGAGACGUCAGGUCAAAUGCAAACUCCAAUGUCUAAUCUCCGACCUAAAACCGUCGGCGAUAUCGAGUCUGCUCCGGCCAACAUCACGGCUAGUGUUGAUGUUAAGGAAGGAGAUCAAUCUCGUAAACCUGGAGACCUCUUAAGCGGUCCCUAAUACAAAACCAAACCGGUGAAGACACUACAACUUUCACAUAACCGGCUUACUCAAAUCCUCUAUACACAUUUUUUUUUUCUUCUUUUUAUAUUAUAGGUUUUUCUUAAUCAAUUGUUUAUGUAAGUGUUUGUUGUAUGUGUAUUAGUUUAAUUUUCUUAAACAAAAACACGAGCCAUAUACAUAGCCUAUUUAUAGGCUCGGG
Capsella rubella is the source of this 1853-nucleotide messenger RNA. Its product is annotated as MLO-like protein 5. The record is from RefSeq and is a predicted model, not a curated record. The transcript is spliced from 15 exons. Lineage: Eukaryota; Viridiplantae; Streptophyta; Magnoliopsida; Brassicales; Brassicaceae. The coding region runs from base 146 to 1651 and encodes 501 amino acids. Gene Ontology annotation, biological process: defense response. Gene Ontology annotation, cellular component: membrane.